AUGGAGGCUUCUGUUGGAGUGGAGGUGGCAUGGUCUUCCGAAAUUGUGGGUAGCCCUCAGGUGGGCGGUUACUUGCAGCUUGUGAAGCAAGCGCAACCCGUGGAUGUGGCGUCUGACGCGGUUCCGUCUAACACGAGUGAUCUGGUUGAAGGAAUGUCUUCGUCGACCUCAUUGUCGUCCGUGGAAAUGAUUACAACACAGCACACGAGGCGUUUCGACGGCGACGGAUGGAAGUGUGUGCUUGACAACCACAUGGUGGCACUCUGUGACGUGUUUGUGAAGGAUGCCGCUGCUGCAUGUGAUGUGCCGUUGGAAAAUGUCGCACUGCGGGAGCUUCGACUUGGCAGUUUGUACGUCACAUUUCACGUCACUCACGACGCGGAUAUUGACGAGGAAGAAAUUCAGCAGCGUGUUGAUUUGUACCCGUUUCGCGAGGUGAUGCGCCUCUAUGCAAAUCGUGAUGCACCACCUGACGGUGUUGAUGCGUUACUCAAGCGCAAUGCAGAACUGGAGGCAGAAACCAAGGCGAUGAUCGCCAGAUUGAAGGAUGAGAAUGAUAAGCGGAUAGAGAAACUGAUUCGCGAUCAUGAGAAGGCGCUUAAAGAUUUGCAGGAGAAGGUUGAUGAGAGGGAGCGGGAGUUGGUUGGUAUCAACAAUGAUCUUGAGGCAUUACUGCAGCAGAUGACGGAGCAGAAGAACUCUCUUGAAGAGGAACGGAAGAAGGCCAUUGAGGCCAUAAAGCGGGAGCGGGCGCGCAAUGAAAAACUUGCCCACCGUAACAGCGAACUCGUGGCCGCGAUUAUUCAGGAAAAUAAGAAGGAGAUGGAGGCGAAGGAGCGUGAGUUUGAGGAACAGCUCCUGGAGAAGGACGUUGUUAUCGAGAACUUGCGCGCCAAACUGCGCACCAAGAACGAAGCUACUAACGGCGAUGUGCCCCAUGCCGGUCGCUCACCGAUGUCAAAUGCCGACCCUGAUCGGGCGGAGGAAUUUGCAAAGCUUAUGGGGCGGAUGGAAGAGAUGGCAAUAGUGCUCGAGAAGACUCAGGAAUCGGAAACGGAAGCGCGGAGUGAAAUCCAGAAGCUGUCGGAGGCUCUAAAGCUCUCUGAAGAGGCUCGGCAAUCUGAUGCAGUUAUUUAUGAGAAUAACACACUUGCGCUCAAGCAGCAGCUACAGUCGUUCUGGGACACAAAACUCGCUGAGGAUCAUCAGAAGCGGCAAGAAGAGUCACGUGCACGCCGCGGUGCCAGUGGCGUGAGGGGGGAGAAGACGAAUGAGACAAUUGUAAAACAGUACGAAGCAGCACUGGAGAAUAUCAUUAGGACGCUCCAAGACCGUCUCACAAUACUGCGGGAAGAGCAUGCAUCUUUCAUAAAAGUCUCCGAGAAGGAGACCAUAAACGAGCGGGACAUCCUCAAUGAGAAUGAGGCGGAGAGCCAGCGCGUCAGGCAGACGUUCCGUACCGUCUCUUUGACAUUGCAGCGUGUGUUCUGGGGUACACGGGACGACGAGGUUCCUCCGCUAAUUACGGAGUUAGAUAAUGCGGCGGCCUGUUCAGAGAAAUCGAGAGCUUCUGUAAAGAUGACGCUGGCGCUGCUGGACUCGCGCUUGCAGUCUUUUGUUGAGCAGAAGGAGUGGAUGGAGACCCAUCAGCAAGCCCUAGAGGAAUUGAUGACAUCGUUGCGAACGUUGAACAAACGGGCGUUUGAGCGUCAGCUCUCUCUUAUGAAUGAACAAUCGGCGAGGUUGCCUUCUGCUCCGUAA
Trypanosoma brucei brucei TREU927 is the source of this 1761-nucleotide messenger RNA. RefSeq lists its product as hypothetical. The transcript has a single exon. The coding region runs from base 1 to 1761 and encodes 586 amino acids. The record is from RefSeq and is a predicted model, not a curated record. NCBI's taxonomy places the organism in Eukaryota, Euglenozoa, Kinetoplastea, Trypanosomatida, Trypanosomatidae.